Molecule: messenger RNA, 1266 nt
Organism: Symbiodinium necroappetens
Lineage: Eukaryota; Dinophyceae; Suessiales; Symbiodiniaceae
Source: the annotation of a GenBank genome assembly
AUGCUGAAGUCGGUGAUCAACCCUCAGAAGCAGAAACUGGACCACCUGCCUCAAGCUAUCGAGGAAUGGCUCGAAGCAAUCGCGUCGUAUGAGAAAAGAAAAAAUGCGAGCAGGAAUCGGACCAAGAUCCCGGAAGAGAUCAAGACCGCAGCGUUGGAAUCCAUGUUGCCACAAGACCUGGAGGCACAUGUGCAACUGAACCUAUCGAAGUUUGCCGGGUUUGAUCUUCUGGAAGAAGUCGCGAGAUACCUUGAGCAUCGCACGGGGAAGACGCUAAAGGCGUUCUCCACGACCCGGGCAGCCGGCAAGGACAGCGCUGGUGACCCGAUGGAUGUUUCAUCUGUUGGGAAAGGCAAGGAGGAAUGGAACGAAGAAGCCGGACAAGACGAAACCUCCUGGGAGCAAGGCGAAUGGGCCGAAGACCAGGGCUGGGAAGACUGGCCCGAGGCUGCGCCGAAGGUGGUGGCCGGAGGGCUGGACCAGAGCACGCACGAUGCGAGGCCCGGUCGGAAGGAGGACACCGCAAAGGUGGAUGCAAUGGAGACGGUUGUGGUCGACAGCCAGGGCAAGGAGAUCGACCCGAGUGGAAAAGGAAAGCAGAAAGGAAAGCCAAAGGGCGAAGAGAGAGGAGAGAAGAGGAAAGCACCCGAGGAGGAUGAAGAUGAAGAUGAGGAAGAUGAAGAAGAUGAUUCCUGGGAGGACUGGAAGAGUCCCGAAGGUAGUCCUCCAGGGGGUAGGGCAGCGAUCGCCUCUGUGGCGGUGAGCUUGGCCACGACGAAUACCGUUUCGGCGUCCGGUGGCCGGGAGCGUGGUUCCCAGGACCAGCGUGUCGAGGUGAACUUCGACAGCGGUGCUGCCGUGACGGUGGUGCCAACGAAGUAUGGCCGUGGAACCGAGAAGCCUCGAGAGGAGAUGAAGUUCAAGACCGCGAGCGGCCAGAACAUACCCGACUAUGGGCCUAUUCGGCUCAAGGGCACGACCUCGAGCGGCAACAGCGCCGCACUUUGUUGCCGCCUGGCCGAUGUGCAUCGAGUGCUUGGGUCGGCUUCCGAUAUCUGCCGAUCCCACUACGCCGUGCUGGGAGAAGGCGGCGGCUACCUUAUUCCCAAAGGAAAUGAGUUUGGAAAGGAUUUCGAUGCUAGGAUGAAGUGGUUGCUCCGAAAGCACAAAGGCAACCCGAAGAGCGCCACGAAGCUCCACGUGCGGCGUGGAGUGUACGUCUUCGACCUCGCUUGCAGCCCUUUCACGGGGCAGCUAGAAGCCUAA